AUGGUACUUUUCAGAGCUCUCGCUCUCUCGGCUGCCUGUCUCGCCCUCCUGACUGUAGCCAAGCCACUACGCGAGCGAGCCCUCGCCUUCAAUUACAACGACGACAAGGUUCGCGGCGUGAACCUGGGUGGCUGGUUCGUGCUCGAGCCCUGGAUCACGCCCUCCAUCUUUGAUCAGUGGAAGGAUGGCGGCGGUGUCGUUGACGAGUACACAUACACAGCGGCACUAGGCAAGACGGAGGCCGAGAGGCGACUGAACCAGCACUGGGCGACGUGGGUGACGGAAGCCGAUUUUGCCGAGAUUGCCUCGUUUGGCUUGAACCAUGUCCGCAUUCCCAUUGGGUACUGGGCACUCAACCCACUUGCGGGGGAUCCGUAUGUUUCAGGACAGCUUCCGUACUUGGAUAAGGCGAUUGGGUGGGCGAGGAACCACGGGCUGAAGAUCAUGCUUGAUUUGCACGGGGCACCCGGCUCCCAAAACGGCUUCGACAACAGCGGCAAGUUCGGCCCUAUUAGCUGGCAGUCCGGAAACAAUGUCGCCAACACCAAACAAGCGAUCGGCGUCCUUGCCGAGCGGUACGCAAAGUUCACCGACGUCGUCACGGCCAUUGAGCUCCUCAACGAGCCCGCCAGCUGGGCAAACGACAUGUCGCAAGUCAAGCAGUUCUACUACGACGGCUGGGGCAUGGUCCGCGACAAGAACGCCGACACGGCCGUCGUGAUUCACGACGCCUUCCUCGACGUGCAGUCGUACUGGAACGGGUUCAUGAACUACCAGAGCGGCGUCAACAACGUCAUCCUCGACACGCACAUCUACCAGAUCUUCUCCGCCGCCGAGGUCGCCAUGAAGCCCUGCCAGCACGUGCAGACAGCGUGUGCGGCUGGUCCCAAGAUCAAGGGCACCGACAAGUGGACUAUCGUUGGUGAGUGGACGGGUGCCCAGACGGACUGUGCCAAGUGGCUCAACGGGCUGGGCAAGGGCGCCCGCUACGACGGCACGCUAGCGGGAAGCGAGGGCUAUUUCGGGGACUGCCAGACGAAGUACGCAGGUACGGUUGAAGGGCUGCUCGCCGUCGAUAAGGUCAACAUGGAGUAUUACAUCGAGGCGCAGCUGGAUGCGUACGAGCAGCACGCCGGCUGGAUCUUCUGGGCCUGGAAGACGGAGAGCGCGCCCGAGUGGAACUUUCGGGACCUGACGCGCGCGGGCAUCAUCCCGCAGCCGCUGACGGCGCGGAAGCACCCGGGUCAGUGCCAGACGAGCCAGUGCAUGAUUCCUGGUAACUGA
Drepanopeziza brunnea f. sp. 'multigermtubi' MB_m1 is the source of this 1284-nucleotide messenger RNA. RefSeq lists its product as uncharacterized. Gene Ontology annotation, molecular function: glucan exo-1,3-beta-glucosidase activity. Gene Ontology annotation, biological process: glucan catabolic process. The record is from RefSeq and is a predicted model, not a curated record. Gene Ontology annotation, cellular component: cell surface; extracellular region. NCBI's taxonomy places the organism in Eukaryota, Fungi, Ascomycota, Leotiomycetes, Helotiales, Drepanopezizaceae.